AUGAUGGAUUUGAUGUGGAUCACGUGGCUGCCCUUAGUUCUUGGAGCCGCAAUUGGAUAUUAUAUCAGCUUUCUGCGAGAAUCUCGCCGCGUCUUUGUUGCUUCUAAAUCUGUCGCCGAUUCCACUGCAAAUAAGAAGUCUAAGACCAAGGAACCCCUAGAGAUUGAGAAACUCACUGAUUUCCGCAGAAAAUUCAAAAUGGUUUUGGUAGUGAGGAAUGAUCUUAAGAUGGGUAAAGGGAAAAUUGCAGCUCAAUGCAGUCAUGCAACUUUAGGAUUAUACAAAAAACUCCUUCGACGGGCGCCAAAAGCCUUGAACAGAUGGGAAAAUUGUGCGCAGCCAAAAGUUGUUGUCAAAAUAGAGAGUGAGGAAGAGAUGCUAGUUUUGCAAGGAAAAGCAAAGUCCCUUAAACUGCCAACACAUAUCACCAUUGAUGCUGGAAAAACACAGAUUGCUCCUGAUUCAAGGACAGUAAUGGCUAUUCUUGGACCGGUCGAUGUUGUCGAUGAUGUAACAGGUGGACUAAAGCUGAUGUAA
Molecule: messenger RNA, 537 nt
Organism: Microthlaspi erraticum
Lineage: Eukaryota; Viridiplantae; Streptophyta; Magnoliopsida; Brassicales; Brassicaceae
Source: the annotation of a GenBank genome assembly